AUGUCUUCAGCCUCCGCACAACCCGCGGGCCAACCCGCCCAGCCCCAAAACCAGACCCCCCCAAUCGUCCACAACGCCGCCAUUGCAGGCGUGAUCCUCUGCCCGCUCAUCAUGCUGAUGCCGCCCCGGCGCAUCGACUGGCGCACCUUCAUGCUCUGGACGGGCUUCUCCGCCUCGGGCAACCAGCUCGCCUACGACUACACGGGCCAGUCCAUCUUGCAACGUGUGCAGUCCCGCCUGGGACGCAUGUUCCCCACCGCGCUGCCCGAGCAGGCGCAGCGUACCAAGCAGCUCCUGCGCGAGGAGCGGAUGCGCCGCGAGGGCUUGACUGAGGAGCAGAUGCGUGCCAUCGAAUUCAAGAAGCGCAAUUUUGCGCAGAGGUUGUGGUACGGCAGCGAGCCCGAGGACUGGGACGCCAAGAGGGGCGCCGAGCACGCGAAGGCGCUUGCUGAGGGAAAGGGGCUGGGCGACUUGAUUGCCGAGCAGGUUUCAGAGGUUUGGAGCGGCGCAAGGAAGGAGGAGGAGGAGCAGAAUAAGAAGUGGAAUGACGACAACGACAACGACAACGAAAAGAAACAAUAA
Molecule: messenger RNA, 582 nt
Organism: Colletotrichum orchidophilum
Lineage: Eukaryota; Fungi; Ascomycota; Sordariomycetes; Glomerellales; Glomerellaceae
Exons: 1
Coding region: 1-582 (193 amino acids)
Source: RefSeq, a predicted model, not a curated record